AUGAGGACCCUUCUGGUGCUGGCGCUCCUGGCUGCUCUGUGCGCUGACUUGGCUCCCGCCCUGCACUGCCACGUGUGCUGUGGCCACGAGAACUGUGAGUCUCUGGUGGAGUGCGCCCCAACCGACAAGUACUGUGUGAUCACGCGGGCAACCAACCCCGGUGGCAUGCUGGUCAUGAAGUCCUGCUCCCCGACGUGCCCGAACAGCACUGUGUCCUCGGACGGCCGCGCCCUCUCUGUCUCCUGCUGCCAAGGCAGCCAGUGCAACCGCAGCGCCGCGGCGGGUCUGCGGGGCAGCAGAGGGGCCCUGUGGGUGGGCACGGCCAGCCUGCUGUGGGCACUGCUGCGGGCGGCCUGGUGA
Molecule: messenger RNA, 360 nt
Organism: Orycteropus afer afer
Lineage: Eukaryota; Metazoa; Chordata; Mammalia; Tubulidentata; Orycteropodidae
Product: ly6/PLAUR domain-containing protein 2-like
Exons: 3
Coding region: 1-360 (119 amino acids)
Molecular function (GO): acetylcholine receptor inhibitor activity
Source: RefSeq, a predicted model, not a curated record